This is a messenger RNA of Tuber melanosporum (Perigord truffle), 1566 nucleotides long. RefSeq lists its product as uncharacterized. Bases 1 to 1566 code for a protein of 521 amino acids. The transcript has 2 exons. Gene Ontology annotation, molecular function: carotenoid dioxygenase activity. Gene Ontology annotation, biological process: carotene catabolic process. NCBI's taxonomy places the organism in Eukaryota, Fungi, Ascomycota, Pezizomycetes, Pezizales, Tuberaceae. The record is from RefSeq and is a predicted model, not a curated record.
AUGGGUGCGUUAAAGUUUGAUGUUUUCCACGACGAAAGAACCCCCAUCGAGCUUAGAGUGACCGGGUCAAUCCCGGAGUAUGCUCUCGGUGUUCUCUAUCGUACCGGUCCAGGGGGCUACCAGACAGAAACCACUUCUGGCACGACACUCAGUAUGUCCCACUGGUUUGACGCCUUUGCACAAGUCCACCGCUUCAACCUAGUCUCUCCCACGAAAGUCCUCUACAAUUCUCGCCACACCUGUGACGGCCUACUACUACAUAUGCGAGAAACGGGCCAGCUACUAUCAGGCUUCUCCUUUGGCCAACGUCGGGACCCAUGCCAAAGCUUCUUCAAGAAGUUUGUAUCCCUCUUCGAACCACGAGUGGAUCUUGUAGCCGGCGGGGCAAAAAAUGCAUCAAAGGUCAAUGUCUCAGUGACCAUAUCAACAAACUACCCCGGCCUCCCAGACGCUCCUAAUGCUACCGGGGCUGUCAGAAAUUUGUAUACCAAGACGGAUGCAACCAUUCUUCAGGCCCUGGACCCAGAGACUCUCGAGCCCAUAGGCAUCGCGAAUCAGGUCUCUCUCCACCCGGAGCUCAAGGGACCCUGCUCUGCCGCCCACGCACGGAGUGAUCCACUGACUGGGGACAUGUUCAACUAUAACUUGACCUUAGGCAAGCACCCACAAUACAAGAUCUUCCAAGUCUCCAAGGCGACAGGCAAAACCACGAUCCUAGCAACCAUCACGGACGCUCCAGGAGCAUACAUCCACUCUUUCUUCCUAACACCUCGUUACGUGGUUCUUUGCGUCUGGGGGGCGUACUACGCCAUGGGCGGGCUCAAAAUGCUCUACUACAAGAACGUUAUAGACGCAAUCGACGUCUGGGACCCGAAUAAGCAGACAAGGUGGUACGUCAUUGACAGAACUAAUGCCAGGAGAGGCGUUGUCUCCUCGCACCCGUGUCCACCGUUCUUCGCCUUCCACUCCGUCAAUGCGUGGGAAGAGGGUGACGCUGUGAUCGCAGAGGUGCCGGCAUAUGACAACCUGGACAUUAUCAAGAAGUUUUAUCUCGAGAAUUUAAAGGGUAAUUCGAAGGCUGCAUGGACAUGGGCGGAGAAGGGUAGGGCGAAAUUGACCCGUUGGAGGAUGGAUACUACAGUUGACGGCAGUGAGGCAGUGGUGGUCUUCGAACUGGACAAGGACUCGAGCAUGGAGUUGCCUACUAUGAACCCGGACUUUGUCACUUUGCCGCACAGGUUCACUUAUGGAUUGCUCAACCGUGUAAAGUCCACCCUGUUGGAUGGUAUCGUCAAGUUUGAUUCUAUUACUCGGACUUCACUGGUUUGGGAAGAGCAUGGGCAUACCCCUGGCGAAUGUAUAUUUGUUCCGGACCCGCAGGGCACGGAGGAGGAUGAUGGGGUCUUGCUAAGCGUUGUGCUGGAUGGGUUUGCGAAGAAGAGUUACCUUCUGGUAUUGCGGGCACAGGACCUAGUAGAGGUUGCUAGGGCAGAGUUGGAUACUGCAGUUAGUUUCGGGUUUCAUGGGAAACACGUGAAUAAUGGUGGACGUUCUGUCGAGUGGUAG